CUGCGCUGCACUGCGCACGCGCCUCCCCGCCCCGCGAGACCCGCCGCUCGCCCCGCACCAAUCGGCAGCCGCUCCGAGGCCGCGACUCCGGAAGUCCCCGCGCGACGAGGGAAGUGACGUCCCGGCGUGCUGACGCGCGCGCUCGCACCGAGGCCUGAUUCCGCGCCCGCCAUGGCCGACAAAAUGGACAUGUCUCUGGACGACAUCAUUAAGCUGAACCGGAGCCAGCGAGGCGGCCGCGGCGGGGGCCGGGGCCGCGGCCGGGCCGGCUCCCAGGGUGGCCGCGGCAGCGGAGCGCAGGCCGCCGCGCGCGUGAAUCGAGGUGGCGGGCCCAUCCGGAACCGGCCGGCCCUCGCCCGCGGUGCCGCCGGCGGCGGCGGCAGGAACCGGCCGGCGCCCUACAGCAGGCCAAAACAGCUUCCUGACAAGUGGCAACACGACCUCUUCGACAGCGGCUUUGGAGGCGGUGCCGGCGUGGAGACCGGAGGGAAACUACUGGUGUCAAAUCUGGAUUUUGGAGUAUCAGACGCUGAUAUUCAGGAACUCUUUGCUGAAUUUGGAACUCUGAAAAAGGCAGCUGUACACUAUGACCGAUCUGGCCGGAGUUUAGGGACGGCAGACGUGCACUUUGAACGGAAGGCCGACGCUCUGAAGGCUAUGAAACAGUACAACGGGGUCCCUUUGGAUGGCCGUCCCAUGAACAUCCAGCUCGUCACAUCACAGAUCGAUACACAGCGGAGACCUGCACAGAGCGUGAACCGAGGUGGAAUGGUGCGAAGCCGCGGCACCGGGGCUUUCGGAGGUGGUGGCAGUGCUCGGAGAGGCUCCCGCGGGGGCAGCCGGGGGAGAGGCCGAGGAGCCGGCAGGAGCUCACGACAGCAGCUCUCUGCGGAGGAGCUGGACGCCCAGCUGGAUGCCUAUAACGCCCGGAUGGACACCAGCUAAGCGGACUGGCGGAUCCAUGUGUGCGCAGGACCCCGGCAGCUCGUCCACGCUCCCCAGAGGGAGGGAGGGGGCGGUGGGGCUGUGCAGCCGAGGGUUUGUUUCUUUUAUGUUUUAAAAUAGGAUUUAAAAUCUCAUGUAAAGGUUGUUUUUUUUUUGUUUUUUUUUU
This is a messenger RNA of Choloepus didactylus (southern two-toed sloth), 1111 nucleotides long. It is a transcript of the gene ALYREF, whose product is annotated as Aly/REF export factor. Gene Ontology annotation, cellular component: nucleus. Gene Ontology annotation, biological process: mRNA export from nucleus. The record is from RefSeq and is a predicted model, not a curated record. Lineage: Eukaryota; Metazoa; Chordata; Mammalia; Pilosa; Megalonychidae. The coding region runs from base 172 to 945 and encodes 257 amino acids. The transcript has 6 exons. Gene Ontology annotation, molecular function: mRNA binding.